AUGUGGGGCGCGGCUCAAGACCUUGCAAGCGCUCCACAUGGCCUGUGUGACCCUGCUGCUGCUGCUGCGGCUGCUGCUGCUGCUGCUGCUGGUGAUGAUGAUGAUUCUGCUGCUGCUGCUGGCGUUACUGCUUGUGGUGGUGACAGCACCAGAUCCGCUGUUGGCAGUUAUGAGAGGGGCGAUGGCGCUCUGUUAACCAGCGUGGAGAAAUACUCGAGCUUCAGCGACGUGGGCGCGAUUGCAUCACGGGGCGCAGAAGCCACCGCAGAGACAGCAGCGCCUUUGUGUGUCGCGCCGAGGCGUAUGCUAGACGCGCUCUCAGAGGCUAUAGCUACCGGCCUGGCGUCCAGAGCUGUGACGUUCCUUGCCGACCAGAUUUCGUCCGGCCAAUGGGAUGCUCCGAUGCCUCCCCUGCUGCUGCACCAAUCAGAGGCUCAGCCUGAGAUUCGGUCAGCGCUCGAUGAGUCGGUGUUUGUCGGCAGUAAUUGCCACCUGGCGACUUUGGGCAGCGCACUGGCAGGAGAAGCUGUUGGUGGGGCCCCUUCUCCUGCUGACGUGGCACUUUCUUCGGCCUUACCCAUUCUCGCUGCUGCUGCUGGUGCCACCACCACCGCUGCUGCUGCACCGAACGAACCUUUGAAAGAUUCUCCAGAACCUGUCAACGAGGCCGCUUCGGCCGCAGCAGCCAGAGUUGCCGAACCUGCUCAUUCCAUUUCCGCAUACAGUCUCGGGCGGGGGGCGGAGGCAGGGGCGGCGGCAGGGGAGGCGCAGGGGGAGGCGCAGGGGGGAAUGGCGGCUGGAGUGUCUGUGGUGUGUGGCGGCCUGCUAUUCGCAAUCGCCCUGGUGACGUGCUGCCUGUGGGCCAUGUGGGAGGUGGCAGAGCGAAUGGAAGCUCACACGGCGAAGCACCUCACGGAGCUGGCUGCUGCCAGGGCCACAGCAGGAGGGGGGCAAUCAGGCAUGCUGCAUCUGCUGGUGGAAGAGUGCGAGCCGGAUCAGGAUCAGAGAGACACAAUCAACACUAGUACAGGCGCCACUCCUUUUCCUUCCCACCCACAUCAACCUCUUGCUCCCCCUUGUCCCCUUGCAUGUUUCUUCCCCAACAGGCAUGCUGCAAAUCUAGACCAGGAUCAGAGGGAUGCGAUCGACUCUGCGCUGCUCUCCCUUUCCUUUCUCUGGCACCCACCUUCUGCUCUUUCCCUGUCCCCCUUCCCCGUGUUCCUCCCUUCAUCAGGCAUGCUGCAAGCUAUUAGUCGAAGAGUGCGAGUUGGAUCAGGAUCAAGAGACGCAAUCGACACUGCGCUGCUCUCCUGCUGGACGCUCACUGACUGGCUGGCAAAGUUUGUCUAUUCUGAGGUAGCAGGCGAAUGUGGACACCAGCAGGCAACGCGGUUUCAGGGUGCAGUGAAUGUGACAACCAGCAGGCAAGCGGUUCAGCUUCACGACCGUCACAAUACCCCCUUCUUCUCCUCUGGCAUCACACAAGCUCCCACUGCCAGUCCCCUCCUUCCCUCCCACCCACCUUCCCACCACUCCUCUCACUCCUUCCACCUAUUCCCUCCUCCCCCAUGCCCGUCCCUGCCUCCCCUCUCCCCUCCUCUCUCACUCCCGUUCUCUUUCCACCUCCUCCUCCUCAUCCUCCCUCGCGCUCUCGUCCCCACGCCUCGUUCCAUCCCUCCUUCGGCUAACCCCUCUGCUGCAGCAGCGACCAUUGCUGCGGUAGCAGCAGGAGCAGGGCGAAUGAUCCUCCCGUUAUUGCACUCUGAGAGCUCUGAGGAGCUUGCCGGCACAGUAGGGACAGAUGCAGGAGGGAGGGGAGGCAGCAGGAGGGAGGAGAACAACAGGAGGGGGAGAGGCAGCAGGAGCAAGCGAAUCUGCGGGGAUGAGGGGCAGGUCCUUCCGAGCCAGUUCUCAGGUUCGCAGCAGGGAGGUUUGUGUCGGGGGAGGUACAACUGGGAGGGUAAAGCUGGGGAAGACUUGUGGGGUGGAGGGGAGGUGGUGUCUGGGAGUGGGUUGGCUGCUACCCCCUCCUCCUGGUCCUCUGAGAUGGAUCUUCUGAUUGGUGGACGGUGGGAGGGGAUGGUGGGAGAGGAGAGGGGGAGUGGAGGAAUUGCGUUAAGAGGGGAGGGGAAUGAAGGAGGAAGGGAAUUCGUGAAGGAUGGGAGCGAAAGAGGCGAGAGGGGAAGAGGGGAGAGGGGGAGGGAGAGGAUGCAGAAAGGGGGGAGGAGGUGGAGAUUAGACGAGCCAAGACUCUGGAAGCCGACUGGUCGGGCGACGAGCGGGACAAGAGGAGUGAACGUUCGCAGAAGCAGACGAGGAGGGGCGGUCAGAGGGGAGGAGGGGGAAGGAAGGGUGAGGGAGCAGAGGUUCAAGCAACUUGAAGGGUACGGAUGGGUACACGAGGGGUUCAGAUGGGUACUUGAGCAGGUCCCAGGCAGCACAGCCAGCAGCAGGAGUCAGGCCCAGUCGCACCGGUUCCCAUCCCCUUCUGCUACUGAUGUUGCACCUACAGCACCUGAUGAGAAUCUUCUACCUGCUCUUUCACCUGAAUGCACGCAUUGCCCUGCCCUCCCUGCAUCCUUGGCCGCCUCCUCUUUCUCGCCUGCCGCCUCUCCCCCUGCUCACAUCACUGCUCCCACGGUGAGCUAUAGGGAGCUAGCAGCAGCUGCUACUGCUGUGCCUGCGGCGGAUUUCUCAGCUGGACACGAAGCAGUUAAGGUUCCAGUGGCUGGGGCUGUAGCAACACGGGCUGUACCGUUGCCAGCGGCACCAGUCCUUGACUGA
Closterium sp. Naga37s-1 is the source of this 2784-nucleotide messenger RNA. The record is from the annotation of a GenBank genome assembly. NCBI's taxonomy places the organism in Eukaryota, Viridiplantae, Streptophyta, Zygnematophyceae, Desmidiales, Closteriaceae.